Messenger RNA from Polyodon spathula (Mississippi paddlefish), 3201 nucleotides. Its product is annotated as low-density lipoprotein receptor-related protein 1-like. Bases 34 to 1710 code for a protein of 558 amino acids. NCBI's taxonomy places the organism in Eukaryota, Metazoa, Chordata, Actinopteri, Acipenseriformes, Polyodontidae. The transcript is spliced from 13 exons. Gene Ontology annotation, molecular function: calcium ion binding. The record is from RefSeq and is a predicted model, not a curated record.
GACUCCGGGCGGGACGUGAUUGAGGUGGCACAGAUGAACGGAGAUCAUCGCAAGACCCUCAUCUCCGGCAUGAUUGACGAACCAUACGCCAUCGUGGUGGAUCCACUGCGGGGGAUCAUGUACUGGGCUGAUUGGGGAAACCAUCCCAAGAUUGAGACUGCUGCCAUGGACGGUACAAUGCGAGAGACGCUGGUCCAGGAAAACAUUCAGUGGCCAACAGGGCUCGCAGUGGAUUACUUCAAUGAGAGGCUGUACUGGGCAGACGCCAAGCUCUCCGCCAUUGGCAGCGUGCUUCUCAAUGGCUCGGACCCGGUGGUCAUUAUCAAUAACAUCCUCAGCCACCCAUUCAGCAUCGACAUCUUUGAGGACUACAUCUACGGCGUGACGUACAUUAACAAUCGCAUCUUCAAGGUGCACAAGUUCGGGAAAGAGAAAGUGGAAUUCAUGAACUCGGGGCUCAACCAUGCCACAGACGUGGUGCUGUACCACCAGCACAAGCAGCCUGACGUGACGAACCCGUGUGACCGCAAGAAGUGCGAGUGGCUGUGUCUGCUGAGCCCCAGCGGCCCUGUCUGCACCUGCCCCAACGGCCGGAGACUGGACAACGGGACCUGUGUGGAGAUCCCUUCCCCCACACUUUCUCCCAUCUCGCCCCCCACUGGUACUUGCAGUCAGCAGUGUCUGAAUGGUGGCAGGUGCUUCCUUAACGCCCGGAAGCAGCCGAAAUGCCGGUGCCAGCCUCGCUACACAGGGGACAAGUGUGAGAUCGACCAGUGCCGCGAGUACUGUCAGAACGGGGGCACCUGCACCGCCUCGCCCACGGGAACCCCAACCUGCCGCUGUCCAAAUGGUUAUACCGGCCACAACUGUAACCAGCAGGUGUGCCAGGGCUACUGCCAGAACAAUGCCACCUGCGUGGUCAACCAGGGUAACCAGCCUAACUGCCGCUGCCUAGAAGACUUCAUUGGAGACAAGUGCCAAUAUCGGAAAUGCUUCGAUUACUGUGAAAACGGCGGCACGUGCCAGCAGGCUUCGGACGGCAGGAAGCUGUGCCGCUGCACCCCGCAGUACGACGGGCCGGUGUGUGAACAGGACAAGUGCAGCCGCUGCAAGGGUGGCGCCUGCACUCUGAACAAGCAGAGCGGAGAGGUGUCCUGCAACUGCACCAAUGGAAAGAUCGCCCCCAGCUGUCUAACAUGUCAGGACUAUUGUCUGAAUGGUGGCGAAUGCAUAAUGGACAAACGAACGUAUAUGCCAGAGUGCCAGUGUUCUCCAGGCUGGUCAGGAACUCUGUGUGAUAAAGUGAUCCCUACUGGUUCCUCACAGAGCAAUGGAAGGACAGCGUCGAUUGUGAUUCCCGUCAUCCUGCUGCUGCUUCUAAUCCUGCUGAUAGCCGGGGCUGUGUUCUGGUACAAGAGGAGAAUGCGAGGGGCCAAGGGGUUCCAGCACCAGCGCAUGACGAAUGGCACCAUGAACGUGGAGAUGGCGAACCCCACCUACAACUACGAAGGGGAGCCUGACGAUGAUGGAGGAGAGCUGCUGGACGCAGACUUCCCCCUCGACCCAGACAAGCCCACCAACUUCACGAAUCCAGUGUACGCCACACUCUACAUGGGGGCCCACAACAGCAGGAACUCGCUGGCCAGUACCGACGAGAAGAAGGAGCUGCUUUCCAGGGGGGACGAUGAUCUGGGGGACCUGCUGGCAUAGACCUGCGCGCCGCGCCACACAGACCGAUUCUCGCUGUUUUGAGCUGUGUUUUUCUUUAAAAAUAAAAAUAAUAAUACAAAAGCAUAAAGAAAAAAGAGAACACUGUAUAAAUGUACAAACGAAGGACUACUUUUGUAUGUGAUUGCAGUAUUAUAUUUUGUUGUUUUUUUUUUUAAUUCGUUGCAGUUAACCUUUUAAAAAUAGCUAAUCUUUCCCCCGGCUACCCUCAAAAAUCGCCACAACCAGUGUGCGAAACGGCCAAUGUCACACCAGUGUUGUUUUUUUGAGGAGACCUGCACAGGUGCCAUUGUUGCAUUUGAAGAUCGUUUGUUUUUUUUUGCAAAAGGUGAUGCAGACAGAGGAGUUCAAGGGUUCAGAGGUCAUUGUGGUAAAGGUUGGGCAUCGGAACGACUGUUAAAUGUGUUUUAAGAAGUGUAAAGAAAGGUUAGGGUUUGAUUCCCAGUUAUAAGACAGUUUCUAUAUGGCAAAUGUACAGCAUUUCAGGGGCUGGCUGAUGGGUUGUUUUUUUCCUCAGAACAAAUAAUAACGGUGUUUUUGAAGAGUGAUUGUGUAUUGUAUUUCUUGCACAGAUUUGUAGUGAAAUGAAGAAUCUUCUGUUUUUGAGAAGUGUCUCAUACACAGGUAACUAGACACAGAAAUUGCUUAUUUUUUAAUGUUUUGAAGGUUUUAGGGUUUGGGAGACUUAAAAGAAAUAACAAUAAUGAACCAUUCCAGGCUUGUAACGCUUCUAAGAAAUGAAAUGCAUACAUAGACGAUAUAGCAAAAGGAGGCCAAUUUUUACAAUUGUCAAGCAGGAAGAAAAUAAACUAAAGGACUCCAUUUUAUGAGUUCGAAAGGAGGAGGGCUGGAUAGCGAAUAUGUUUCACUCUAUCUCGAAGUGUAUUUUCGAUAUUUUUUUAGGUAAUUUUGACUUCAGCUUUUUAAAUUUGAAUUGUGUUAUAAGAGGUUUAUUUUUGUCUUUUUUUAUAGCUUUUUUUCUUUUUUUUUCCUCCAGUUUCAUUUAUACUCAUUUGCUGCUAAUACUGGCUUCGUCUGAAACAUUAUAAAACUCAGCAGUCCUUAUAGUCUAGCUGGGAAGCUGCUUCUAUUGAAGGUUAUCAGCCAUAUUGUAAUGCAUGCAACUAAAAUAAAAAGAAAUAACCAAUCUUGUUGCUUACCCGAACACAACAGUAUUCACAGAGUCAUAGAGCGUUCAUUUUUUUUUUUGUUAUAAAAAAAAAAAAAAAAAAAAAAUUAAGUACAAUCAGUUUUACUUUCUUAUUUUUUCAUAUGCGCAUUUAGUAUAUUUUUUUUUUGUUUUUAUAAAUUUAAAAAAAAAAAUACAAAAAUAGCUUUUAUAGUAGACAUGCAUGCGGCCUUUUUUUUUUUUUUUUUUUUUGGAAAGAGAAUAAUGUUUUAAUAACUUUUGCUGGAGUACUUUACAACUAAAUAACAGAUGUUGUUAUAAAUAAAAUUUAAAAAAAAAAAAAA